Messenger RNA from Lepus europaeus (European hare), 5270 nucleotides. RefSeq names its product diacylglycerol kinase delta (gene DGKD). Gene Ontology annotation, molecular function: protein homodimerization activity; protein heterodimerization activity; ATP-dependent diacylglycerol kinase activity. The record is from RefSeq and is a predicted model, not a curated record. Gene Ontology annotation, biological process: lipid phosphorylation; diacylglycerol metabolic process; intracellular signal transduction. NCBI's taxonomy places the organism in Eukaryota, Metazoa, Chordata, Mammalia, Lagomorpha, Leporidae. Bases 1 to 3654 code for a protein of 1217 amino acids. The transcript has 30 exons.
AUGGCGGCGGCGGCGGGCGCCCCUCCGCCGGGUCCGCCUCAGCCGUCUCCGCCGCCGCCGCCCGAGGAGUCGUCGGACAGCGAGCCCGAGGCGGAGCCCGGCUCCCCGCAGAAGCUCAUCCGCAAGGUGUCCACGUCGGGCCAGAUCCGCCAGAAGACCAUCAUUAAAGAGGGGAUGCUGACCAAACAGAACAACUCAUUCCAGCGAUCAAAAAGGAGGUACUUCAAGCUUCGAGGGCGGACACUGUACUAUGCCAAAACUGCGAAGUCGAUCAUAUUUGAUGAGGUGGAUCUGACGGACGCCAGCGUGGCCGAAUCCAGCACCAAAAACGUCAACAACAGUUUUACGGUCAUCACGCCGUGUAGAAAGCUCAUCUUGUGCGCUGAUAACAGGAAAGAAAUGGAAGAUUGGAUCGCAGCCCUGAAGACUGUGCAGAACAGGGAGCAUUUUGAGCCUACCCAGUACAGCAUGGACCACUUCUCAGGGACGCACAACUGGUACGCCUGUUCCCACGCGAGGCCCACCUACUGCAACGUGUGUCGUGAGGCGCUCUCAGGGGUCACGUCCCAUGGGCUGUCUUGUGAAGUAUGCAAAUUCAAGGCCCACAAGCGGUGUGCUGUGCGUGCAACCAACAACUGCAAGUGGACCACGCUGGCCUCCAUCGGGAAGGACAUCAUAGAGGAUGAGGAUGGGAUUGCUAUGCCCCACCAGUGGCUGGAGGGAAACCUGCCGGUGAGCGCCAAGUGCACCGUGUGCGACAAGACCUGUGGCAGUGUGCUGCGCCUGCAGGACUGGCGCUGCCUCUGGUGCAAAGCUAUGGUACACACAGCAUGUAAGGACUCCCUGCUGACCAAGUGCCCGCUGGGCCUGUGUAAAGUGUCUGUCAUUCCUCCCACGGCACUCAACAGCAUCGACUCCGACGGGUUCUGGAAGGCCACGUGUCCGCCGUCAUGUACCAGCCCCCUGUUGGUCUUUGUCAACUCAAAGAGUGGGGACAACCAGGGCGUGAAGUUCCUCCGAAGAUUCAAGCAGCUGCUGAACCCUGCCCAGGUCUUUGACCUCAUGAAUGGAGGGCCACACCUCGGCUUACGGUUAUUCCAGAAGUUUGACACAUUCCGGAUUCUGGUUUGUGGCGGGGAUGGCAGUGUAGGCUGGGUGCUCUCUGAAAUCGACAGCCUCAACCUUCACAAACAGUGUCAGCUGGGAGUGCUGCCCCUGGGGACAGGGAAUGACCUGGCCCGUGUGCUUGGCUGGGGCUCGGCCUGUGACGAUGACACGCAGCUCCCGCAGAUCCUGGCGAAGCUGGAAAGGGCCAGCACCAAGAUGCUGGACAGGUGGAGCGUCAUGGCAUACGAGACCAAACUGCCCCGGCAGGCCUCCUCCUCCACAGUCACCGAGGACUUCAGCGAGGAUUCCGAGGUGCAGCAGAUUCUCUUCUAUGAAGACUCGGUCGCAGCCCACCUCUCCAAGAUCCUGACCUCGGACCAGCACUCGGUGGUCAUCUCUUCGGCCAAGGUGCUCUGUGAGACGGUGAAGGACUUCGUGGCCCGGGUCGGGAAGGCCUACGAGAAGACGACCGAGAGCUCAGGGGAGUCGGAGGUCAUGGCCAAGAAGUGCUCGGUCCUGAAAGAGAAGCUGGAUUCUCUCCUCAAGACCCUGGACGACGAGUCCCAGGCCACGUCCUCGCUGCCCAACCCACCCCCCACCAUCGCCGAGGAGGCUGAGGACGGGGACGGGGCGGGCGGCGGCUGCGGGGCUGCCCUGGGCCGCUCCGUGGGCUCCGCGUGCCCGGCCCGGCCGCAGAUAUUCCGGCCUCGGGAGCAGCUCAUGCUGAGAGCCAACAGCCUGAAGAAGGCGAUUCGCCAGAUCAUCGAACACACCGAGAAAGCCGUCGACGAGCAGAACGCCCAGACCCAGGGGCAGGAGGGCUUCGACCUGGGCCUCUCGGAGUCCGAGAAGAAAGACCCCAAGGCGGAAGACAGGGUGUGCCUGCCGCCGCUCCAUGCCGAGGGCUGUGGGGCCGCCAAGGGAAGGAGCUUCCGCAAAGUGUCCAGGGCCCCGUGUGAGAAGCUGAUGGGCAAAGGAGCUUUGUCCCUGGGCAGCUCCGCCUCUCUUCCCCCCCAGACAGGAGGCCGCGACAGCUUGCCUGCGCUCAACACCAAGAUCCUGUACCCGAGUGUUCGCGCUGGGCUGUCUGGUUCCUUGCCUGGGAGCUCCGUCAUCAGUCGCCUGUUGAUCAAUGCCGACCCCUUCAACUCAGAGCCAGAAAACCUAGAGUAUUACACCGAAAAGUGCGUCAUGAACAACUACUUCGGCAUCGGGCUGGAUGCGAAGAUUUCGCUGGACUUCAACAACAAGCGCGAUGAGCACCCGGAGAAAUGCCGGAGCAGGACCAAGAACAUGAUGUGGUACGGGGUCCUUGGCACCAAGGAGCUGCUGCACAGGACCUACAAGAACCUGGAGCAGAAGGUCUUGCUGGAGUGUGACGGGAGACCCAUCCCCCUCCCCAGCCUGCAGGGGAUCGCUGUGCUCAACAUCCCCAGCUAUGCCGGGGGGACCAACUUCUGGGGGGGCACCAAGGAAGAUGACACCUUCGCCGCUCCGUCGUUCGAUGACAAGAUCUUGGAGGUGGUGGCCGUGUUCGGCAGCAUGCAGAUGGCUGUGUCCCGCGUCAUCAAGCUGCAACAUCACCGAAUCGCCCAGUGUCGCACCGUGAAGAUCUCCAUCCUUGGGGACGAGGGCGUGCCUGUGCAGGUGGACGGAGAGGCCUGGCUCCAGCCCCCAGGGUACAUCCGGAUCAUCCACAAGAACCGGGCCCAGACGCUGACCAGGGACCGGGCCUUCGAGAACACCCUCAAGUCCUGGGAGGACAAGCAGAAGUGCGAGCUGCCGCGCCCGCCGUCCUUCUCGCUGCACCCCGAGAUCCUGUCUGAGGAGGAGGCCGCCCACAUGGACCAGUUUGGGCAGGCCGCGGGGGUCCUCAUUCACAGUAUCCGGGAAAUAGCUCAGUCCCACCGAGACAUGGAACAGGAACUCGCACAUGCAGUCAAUGCCAGCUCCAAGGCCAUGGACCGGGUGUACGGCAAGCCCCGAGCCGCCGAGGGACUGAGCUGCAGCUCUGUCGUGGAGAUGGUGAACAGCAUCCGCGCUCUGCGCAGCGAGACGGGGCUGCUGCUGGCCGGGAAGAUGGCGCUGCAGCUGGAUCCCCCGCAGAAGGAGCGGCUCGGGGCCGCCCUCGCCGAGAUGGACCGGCAGCUCAGGAAGCUGGCGGACACCCCCUGGCUGUGCCAGCCCCUGGAGCCCAGCGACGAAGAGACCGUGAUGCUGGACCCUUCCAAACGCGGCCGCAGCGGCAAGUUCCGCCUGGUGACCAAGUUUAAGAAGGAGAAGAACAACAGGAACAAGGAAGCGCGCAGCAGCCUGGGAGCCCCUGUUCACCUCUGGGGCACAGAGGAGGUCGCUGCCUGGCUGGAGCACCUCAGUCUCUGUGAGUAUAAGGACAUCUUCACGAGGCACGACAUCCGGGGCUCCGAGCUCCUGCACCUGGAGCGCAGGGACCUCAAGGACCUCGGCGUGACCAAGGUGGGCCACAUGAAGAGGAUCCUCUGUGGGAUCAGGGAGCUGAGCCGGAGCACCCCUGCCGCCGAGGCCUAGCCUUCGCCUUCUCGGCCUGCGUGGCCCGCGCCUCCCGCCGCUGAGGCCCGGAGGCGCUUUCUCAUGGUGCUACUGCCCUCGCCAGCGACGGGAAGCCUCCUGUGGCCGUUCCCGGCGGCUCUGGGGGCAGGAACAUACCAACAUGGCUACCUUCGAACCACCACCUGUUCCAACGCGGAGUCUGCCCCGUCGUGGGCCCAGCCUGGGGGUGCCCCACCCCGGAACAGUCCGUGUGCCUGACAGCUGCCGCGGGUGGCCCCGCUGCUACCUUCCUGUUUGUCACCGUUCGGUUUGGACAACAAAGCUGCACUUUCCCGGUGGGAAGUGGCAUGGAUUUCUCUCCUGGGCUGGCUGUCCUGACGGUUCGAGAAGGAACUCACCCCUGCCUCGGGCCGGGCUCCCUGCUUGAGCCUCCGGUGAGACGGGCCACUGCCGCGGUGCCCCGCUGCUGUGGGGGUGGAGCUUGCGGCUCGUUCCGAGAGCACGAGCUGCUCCCCGGGGCAGGCAGGGGUGGCCGGGGCCUGAGGCCGGCUCUGUGGCCGAAGCCGCUGUUGGGCCGGUGUCUCUGGAGGUGUCCGUGGGGACCGUGUACUGCUCCUGAGCAGGUGGCUCUGAGCUGUCAGAGGGCAGUGCUGGUGCAGGGGAGAUCCUGGGGAGAGGCGUCCUGCCUGUGGGACUGUCCCCAGGCUGCCAAGAGGGGCGUCACGCACACUGGUGUUGGACCUUGGUAAGGGUCAUCCAUGACCCAGCUCCUCGCCGGAGGAGGCCGCCGGCCUGAGGCUCUGCCCUCCAUGGAGGACAGCGCCGUGUGGGUUUGAGUCACGCAGGAUGCUGCGACAGAAUCUGCUGCUAAGGGCGUCGGCCAGCGGAGCAGAUGCCCCUGUAUGUCGUGGGCGGGGCUCCCCGCUGGCGCGCCUUCAGGGACUGGCUUGGUUCCUGGGGGGACGUGCAGAAUGAGAUGGCGCAGUCCCUGCUGUGGCUGCUUGUUGUGUGUGCGACCGACUCGGCUGCCGAGAGCAGCCAUAUGUGAUGGACGGAACCGGGGAGGAAAGAACCCGGCCCCGGAAGUCCUUUGCUUGCUGGAGUGGAGGUGGCUAGUGGGCGAGGGCCCGCACUGCCCGCCUGGCCCCUGCCUCCCUGGCGCAGGGGGCGUGAGAAGCAGGCAGUGGUGGCCCCUGGGGCCCAGCAGGGCCACCUGAGUGCUCGGUAUCCUCUUGGGAAAGUGCUGGGUUUGGGUCGCGUGUUUGAAAUUAAUGUGUCGUUGAUUAAAACAACACUGUUUACGUAAAAACCAUUUUUCUAAUUCUAACACGAGAAGUGACAAGCAGCGACCGCGUUCCCCGCAUGCUGUGCCCUGGGCACCCGUGGGCCCGCCCUUGCCUGGGGGAGGCCGCUCCUCUGGAGUCGUGGAGAGCAAGGCGGGCAGGAUCCCCGAAGGUGUCAGAGAGAAGGUUUCGUGCCCUCGGCGGGGCGCAUCCCCUCGUAUUUAUAAUCCUAAUUUAUACAGCGGCCGCCACGGCAGCAGAGCCUCUUGUAUGGUUAUGUACAUAGCGCGGGUCUCAGUGCUGUAGAUACGUUGUUCUGUGUAUAAUAAAGCAAGCCCGUUUCUGACCUUC